AUGAAUGAAAAGGUAAAAUUGAAAUCAUGCGAUUAUGACUAUGAAGCUAAUGGCUCACCCAAGAAGAAAAGUAAUUUUGAAAUCAUUAGCAUAACAAAUAAUUACUGCCAGAGCCGGCGACAAAGUUUACUCGAUGAUGACACUGAUGAGAUAGAUGGUGGAUUUCGAGGGAAAGGAAACAUUCAAUUCUCAAAGUCAUUGAUCAAGCGUCAAUCAGUUAACAACUGUAAUAACAUUCAAGAAGAGGCAAGUAAUGACAAAGUAAGCAAUCACAGGACAGAAAGUACUUGUAGCCUGGCCGUUUCCAAAAAUACUCAUAAUAGUGCAGUAAUCUCAGAUGUGGCAGACAGUGCCACUUCUACAUCUCGCUUCAGGAUAGCUAGACAGUAUAAUCUAUCUGAAAGGGGACGAUGGACUUGUCGAGAUUAUAUUUCAAACGAGAUCAAGACGGGUAAAAAAUUACAUAAUGAUCGGUUAAUGAAUGCUAAAGAGGAAUGUAAUUAUAAAACAAUUCAAAACACUAACAAUGGCAAUUCUAGUCUGUAUCAUUCAGAUGAUCUAUCACUAGAAUCGAGACGUACACUACCUGAAAAUACAACAGUAAAUCUAUCUAAGAACGUGCCAUCAUUAGUCCCCAAAACUAAUAGCACAUUAGAUCGAGCAUUAACAACUACUGCCAGUACAAAUAUUGCCAAUGCAUCUAUAAAUAAUAAUGAUCCACUUGCCAACCAGUCUAGCCCUAAGGAAUCCGUUAACUAUUUUAAAACAAAUAUCAUCAAACAUGGCCAGCUAAAUUUAGGAAGAAGAAGUGAACAACCUGGAAUGUUUAGACCAAUUCAAGACAAGAAUGGGCUAUCUCCAACGAAUAUUGACAUUAUGCACUAUCAACAAUAUGAUCUAGGAUCGCCUAAUGACUUUCCUAGGACUAUAAAUUCGCCUCUUGAAGAAAGCCUAAUAUUUAGAAACAGUCCUCAGCACUUUUCGCCUCAUCAUCAUCAUCAAUAUCAAAUAAGUAAUCAUGACCACUACCAUACGAUUGCCGGCAUUGUUGAGGAACAAUUACAUCGAGUUAUUACGCCACUUUAUGAAGCUAUCGAUUACCAAGUUCAGGAAAUUAUGAAAUUAAAGGAUGAAGUUAAACUUUCACGUACGGACCACUUGGUGGCUAGUGAGAUUGCCUUAUUAAGAGCGGAAAUCGAUUCCUUAACGAAAGUGUUACGAUGA
This is a messenger RNA of Trichoplax adhaerens, 1224 nucleotides long. RefSeq lists its product as uncharacterized. Lineage: Eukaryota; Metazoa; Placozoa; Uniplacotomia; Trichoplacea; Trichoplacidae. The transcript has 2 exons. Bases 1 to 1224 code for a protein of 407 amino acids. The record is from RefSeq and is a predicted model, not a curated record.